GGCGGGAAGAACUGGCGGGAAAACCCACCUACCUUCUCCCUUUUAACGCGGGAACUGAGAAUCCCUCAAGCCAAUCGGCCAAACAGAGAGAGUGAGAGAUAGAGAGAUGGGAGGUCCACCGUACGAUUGCUUGGCGAAUCCCCUAGGAGCCGUCCGAUUAGCAUUCGAGAAGGCAAUAGGGUCAGAAUUGGAGACUCCUUCGACCCAUCCCUCCGCCUUUAACGGCAAAGAUUGGGGUGCCCUUGAACUCUUCCGCCACUUCCUCUUCCAAGAAUCAGGGCUUUCCCAGGUUCCCAUCCUUAAUCCCAAAACAUUAAGAUGGGUUCAACCCAACAGUCUUGUCCGUUACCGUGGUAUGAUCCAAGACAUGUUGGGAAAUGAAUUCUAUGCCGGCGCUUAUAAGGAUGGAAAUUUAUGGCGGACCAACAAAUUCAUGGAUGUUUCUCAAUACCCAAUGGGUUCCUCUCCUGAUAUGUGUAUUUGGGAACGCCGCUUGCUCUACUGUGUUCCUGUCCCAGGACAGAAUUCAUGGACUGAACCUUCUAGUGAAAUGGAACCUAAUUGGUCAUCUCAAACCAGGGAGAAGCGGCGUAGGAUGGAUGACGAAGAUAAUGAUCCCAUGGAUUUGGUUCCUGAUGAUGAGAUUAAAAGCUCUCCAAUUACCAAGAAGAUGAGAGAAGAUGGACUUCCUUCCCCUUCACAAUCCAGGGAUACUAAAACUACAAGCUCUUCUUCUAUCACAAGUACAUUUCAAUCUGUUGACAAAGAUAACCUUCCUUGCCUAGUCAAGAUAUAUGAUUCUCCAGAAUCAGAAUUGAAGCUGAAUGAUGUUUUUGAAUUUAUUGGGGUCCUCACUUUUGAUUCAGAGCUUGCAGUUGAGAAAGAUGACAAUGAUGAGUUAUCAAAUAGUUUCUAUGAUGAUGCCCUGGUCCAUUUGCCCCCUAAUAAGGUCCCUCGCUUGCACUGUCUUAUACAUAGGAAGCUUGCAGUGCAGGACUUUCUGCCAGGUUCCCCAAUAAUACAGCCAAAGCCACAUUUGGUGAAAGAGACAAGGGAAGCUCUGUUCAGGCAUCUUACGGCUGUUCUUGGAAAUGAUGAGGUAGCUGCUCAUUUCGUGUUGUUGCAUCUUCUGUCCAAGGUUCAUGCUCGAGUAGAUGAUGUUGCAGUGGGGAAGCUGUCACUCAAUCUAACAGGUUUAAACAAAGAAAGUGUAUCUGUGUUUGGUACUCGACUUAGUGAUACAUUCAAAAACCUCCUACCAUUCACGAAUUGCAUGCCUCUCACACUGGAAUAUCUGAACAUUGCCUCGCUUGCCCCGAAAAAGGAUUAUCAAGCCAACAGAUUGGUUCCUGGCGUUCUUCAGCUACCCGAGGGCUCACACUUGAUGGUAGACGAGACCCGACUAGAAUCAGGAAGCCUCAAUUCUACUGGAAUUGAGAAUACAAAGUUGCUGAAAAAUCUCAUCGAGUUUCAAAAAGUGGAGUAUGACUUUCAAUACUAUAAAGUGGAAAUGGCAACGGAUGUCCAGUUACUUAUCUUCUCGGAGGGGAAAUCUAAUAUUGUUCCUGCUGAUGUUAUUGUACCUUUUCAACCUUCUUGUCUUGAAUCCACUGAAAUGCCAGUUGCUGAGGCACUAGAAGGUUGGAGAUGGUACUUGGCUACUGUUAGAUCAUUACCACAUUCCAUUGGAUCAGAAAUACAGAAGGUGGUAGAAGAUGAUUUGGUUGCAGCAAGACAAAUGGAUCGGAGCUUGGGAAGUCGAGAUUUUAGCAGAUGGUUGACGAUGGCUCGGCUCAUAUCGUCAAGUUUCGGAGAAACCAGUUUGUCAAAGGAACAUUGGGAAAUGGCCAAAGAAAUGGAGAGGCUAAGGAGGGAGAGACUGAAAUAGAAUCCGAAAGUCCACAAGAUUUUGAAGCUUUGGUAUUUGGUAAAUGAUUGUUGUCCCAAAGGGUGAUGAAAAAAGCAAAAACCAAAAUAGCAAACAUGGGGAUUGUGAUGUAUGAAUGUUGCCCAUCACCACUCUUAAAUAUAAUAUAUCAUCGAAUUUCUUAUGUAUUCUAAUUGCUGCCAAAGUUGAACUCAACUUCUUGUGGAAAUACAAUGCAAUCCGAGUCUAAAUCCAGUUCAUUUUACUGGCAA
Molecule: messenger RNA, 2139 nt
Organism: Gossypium raimondii (Peruvian cotton)
Lineage: Eukaryota; Viridiplantae; Streptophyta; Magnoliopsida; Malvales; Malvaceae
Product: mini-chromosome maintenance complex-binding protein
Exons: 12
Coding region: 107-1888 (593 amino acids)
Biological process (GO): DNA-templated DNA replication
Molecular function (GO): chromatin binding
Source: RefSeq, a predicted model, not a curated record